Molecule: messenger RNA, 3602 nt
Organism: Osmerus eperlanus (European smelt)
Lineage: Eukaryota; Metazoa; Chordata; Actinopteri; Osmeriformes; Osmeridae
Product: GTPase IMAP family member 8-like
Exons: 8
Coding region: 13-3462 (1149 amino acids)
Molecular function (GO): GTP binding
Source: RefSeq, a predicted model, not a curated record
UGGGUUAACUGGAUGAGUUUAUACUUUCACUUUCACUUCCUUGUUAUCUGUGACCAUAAAAUGGCGGAGUCUGCAAAAACUCUCGACAGAGGAAUCAAGAAGACCAGCAGCUAUGAAUUAUUGCCUCCUGAAAUGUCUGAGGAUCCUCCAGAGAUGAGGAUUGUUCUUCUGGGGAGGAAUGGCAGAGAGAAGAGCAUUGUGGGAAACAUCCUCCUGAACAGAGAGGCGUUUGAUCUCAACUAUGUUCUGCACCAGACUGAGAGAGCCAGGGGACUGGUGGAGGGAAGACGCUUCACUGUGGUCAUCACUCCAGACCUGUUACACCCAGAUAUCUCUCAUGAUAAACUGUCAGAGGAACUGCAGCAGUGUGUGACUCUGUCUGCACCUGGACCUCAUGUGCUCCUCCUGCUGGUGACACCUGAAGAGUUCACUGAAGAUGAGAGGGACAGAAUCAGACACUUGCUUGAUUCUAUUAGUGGAAAGUCCUGUGACUGCUCAAUGGUGGUAGUAACUGCUGAACGAGACAGAAGACAAGACUUGGAAUCCUGUGAGGAUAUAAAUCCCCAGGUACAGCAAUUGAUUGGAGAAUUUAGAUCGAAAUACUUCAAGUUCAAACAAUCUGUCGACCACACCGAACUUAUAUCAAGUAUAGACAAGAUUGUGGAGGAGAACAGAGGAGGACAACUCACCUGUGAGCUUCAUGAAAAGUCUACAGGAGGAGCAACAACAGAGAGAGGAGCAGAAGCAGAAGAGAGGAGUUGGGGGGAUGAGAGAGGAGCGGGUGAAUAUGGUGAACGUGGCAUGGCUGUUGAGAGAGGAAUGAGGAAGACCAACAGCUCUGAGUUAUUGCCUCCUCUCAUGUCUGAGGAUCAUCCAGACCGGAGGAUUGUACUUCUGGGGAGGAACGGCAGAGCGAAGAGCAUUAUGGGAAACCUUCUCCUGGGUACAGAAGGAUUUCAUCCUAACUAUUCUCAACAGACUCAAAUAAUCAGUGGACAAGUGGAGAGAAGACGCUUCACUGUGGUCAACACUUCAGACCUGCUACACCAAGAUAUCUCUGAUAGAAAACUCUCAGUGGAACUGCAGCAGUGUGUGACUCUGUCUGCACCUGGACCUCACGUGCUCCUCCUGGUGGUGACUCCUGAAGAGUUCAUUGAAGAAGAAAGUCGCAGGUUAACAUAUAUCCUUAACUCCCUCAACAGUCAGCAGUCAUUUGAUUUCUCAAUGAUGAUGAUAGUUAAUGCAGAUAACAUAGGAAAACCAAUGGAAACCUAUAUAGCAGAAAAUUCCUUGUUCUCUCAAAUGGUCAAGAAAUGUAGAGGAAGGUACUUUCAGCUGAAGAGCCUUGAUGAUAAAACUGAACUUCUAGCUAAAUUAGAGGAGAUUGUAAGGGCCCAUGGAGGAGAUCACCUUGCCUGUGAUCGGUUUGAAGAUGCUGCAAGUGGCACAACCGAGGAAGCAGCAAAACAUCAGGAGAAUUGGGAGACAGUGAGAAACGUUGGGGUGUCCAUCAUUCAAGGCAGUAUUGGGCAGUCAUCAGUCAGUACAAGAAGUUGUCAAAUUAGGAUUGUGCUGUUGGGGACGAGUGAUGACAAGCAGACAUCAGCUGGAAACUUCAUUCUAGGGAAGAAUUCCUUUACAAAGUUUAGUCCCACCAUGGUCUUCUCCACUAACACAUGUGUAUCAGCCAGUGCACAUGUGAAGGGCAAGAAAACAACUGUUGUGAAGACACCAGACCUCUGUAGUCCAAAAUUGACAGCAGACGGUCUGAUGAAGGAGAUGGAGAAGUGUUUGUCCCUGUCUGCUCCUGGUCCUCAUGUAUUCUUACUGCUGCUGAAACCAGAGGAGUUCACAGAAGAGAACAACAAAAGAUUAAGGUGGAUCCUGAGCCUGUUUGGUAAAGAUGCUUUCAAACACUCUCUGGUGAUCACAACACAUGAAGGAGAGGGAAGAAAUCUCUGUGUGACUCAGAUCAUCAAAGAUUGUGGAGGACAUCAUUACAAAAUGACACAUGGAGGUGACCAUUCACAGUUAACAAAUAAGAUAGAGGAGAUGGUGAGAAGGAAUGGGUGGAGAUACCUGAAACAUGAUGAAGAGACACCACAGUCAGAGGGUAACAUUCCUAGAAUGAACUUGGUCCUGUGUGGGAGGAGAGGAUGUGGGAAGACUUCCACAGCCGACACCAUACUGGGUCAGAGAGAGACCAGGCCAGAGUCUCUCUCCUCAGCAGUGUGUGUGAAGAGAGAGGGAGAGGUGUGUGGACGCUGGCUGACCCUGGUGGAGAUGCCUGCUCUGUGUGGACCAACACUCACUCAGGAGGAAGUGAUGCGUGAGACUCUCCGCUGUGUCUCUCUGUGUGACCCUCCUGGAGUCCAUGCUUUCCUCCUGGUGGUGCCUGUGGGUCCACUCACUGAUGAAGACAAGGGAGAGCUACAGAAACUCCAGGAAUUCUACGGCUCACAAAUCAGUAACUUUGUCUUGGCUGUACUCACUCAUGAUCUUCAAGCAACAAAUGAUGAAUUGAUGGCUGUAUUGAAUCGCAAUGAAAGCUGUGUUGAUCUCCUACAGUCAUGUGGAAAAGGGAAUCAAUUUUUUAAUGACACACAAGUCCGCCAGCUCCUAGAGAAGAUAGAAAAGAAGAUGGCUGGUGACAGCUGCUUCAGUCUUGAGAUGUAUAUGAAGUUGCAGUUGGAGAAGAACUCGAAAGAAUUUCUGAAGAGGAUUAAUGAGCUGGAGAACCAGACCAAAAACAUACAGACAGGUUCCCAGAAGAGCAGCCUUGAAGAGUGUGUGAGGGUGGUGCUGAUUGGGAGGACAGGAAGUGGAAAGAGUGCAACAGGAAACACCAUUUUAGGGAAAAAUAAGUUCAUUUCUCAAACAAGUUCAACAUCUGUGACAGCUGUGUGCCAGAAGGAAACAGAAAUGGUAGAUGGCAGGUCUGUUGCAGUAGUCGACACUCCAGGCCUGUUUGAUACAACUUUCUCUAAUGAUCAAGUUCAAGAGGAGAUAGUGAAAUGUAUCAGCCUUUUAGCUCCAGGUCCUCAUGUCUUCUUACUGACAGUACAGAUUGGAAGAACCACAAAAGAAGAAAAAGAUACGUUGGAUCUCAUCAAGAGAAACUUUGGGAAAAAUGCAGGCAUCUACAGUAUUGUCUUGUUCACAAGAGGCGAUGAUCUUCAGGAAGAUCAGUCAAUCGAGAGUUACAUUCAAAGAGCUGAUGUGAUGAAGAAACUGAUCCAGGAUUGUGGAGGCAGGUACCAUGUCUUCAAUAACAAAGACAAGAACAACCAUGGCCAGGUCAGGGAGCUGAUGACAAAGAUAGAUGAGAUGGUGAAGAAAAAUGGAGGAGGUUGUUAUACCAACGAGAUGUUCCAGGAGGCUGAAGCUGCCAUCAAACAAGAAAUUGAUCAAAUACUGAAACAGAAAGAAAAAAGAGAUGGAGAGAGAAAAGAAUCAACUUAAAACCAAACACGAGGAGGAAAUGAAUGAAAUGAAAAAAAGAAUGGAGGAACAGAGACUUGAGGUUAAGAACGAGAGAAAACAGAAGGAGGAAGAGUUACAAAGAAAAGCAGAUGAAAUCAAAAAAAUUGGUAAAGAAAUAC